This is a messenger RNA of Zymoseptoria tritici IPO323, 1062 nucleotides long. RefSeq lists its product as uncharacterized. The record is from RefSeq and is a predicted model, not a curated record. Bases 376 to 1062 code for a protein of 228 amino acids. Lineage: Eukaryota; Fungi; Ascomycota; Dothideomycetes; Mycosphaerellales; Mycosphaerellaceae. The transcript has a single exon. Gene Ontology annotation, molecular function: acyltransferase activity, transferring groups other than amino-acyl groups.
AUUUUCAGGCUUUCAGGCGUUAGUACCAAGUCUGCAAUAUCAUGCGACAUUCGCCCGCUGCAGAAGGACAGGGUUCCCGCUUCGCUACAGCUUUUGAGUCCUUUCCGGGUCCCAUUCGAAAUCCCCACAGUGCGCACAACCACAGUCCGAGUGGAGGCAUCAUGCGCAGUGGACAUUCGAAACCUGCAUCUCACAGCCGAUCGGUCGAACCGCACCCGGUCCAGCGAAGACAGUGCAAUAGGGCGUGAGAAUUCGUGGUCCGCCCCACAACAUACUUAUACCUCACCCAGCUCGCCCAGAUAUCUCUCCCUACUCCAUCUCCCUCCCCAGCCAUCGCAAAUACUAUAUCCAUCCCCUCCGACCCUUUCACCCAUCAUGUCCACCAAAAACCCUCCCCGCCCCUUCACCAUCCAAACCCCCACCCCACCCCUCAUCCCCUCCAUGACAACAAUCGUCGCCCGCGCCUUCCACCCCGUCAACGCCUUCCACCGCCGCGCCUUCCCCCUCACCCCAGGAGUCCUCGCCUGGUUCCACCGAGCCUUCACCGACGAAAUUCAAAACCCUCGCUGCCACCCCCUCGUAGCCAUCGACCCAUCCGUCUCCACCUCCUCCUCCCUCCACGUCAUCGGCCUUCUCCUCCUCCGCCGCAUGUCCCCCACCGAACCGGGAGCAGGAAUGUGGUCUCUCUAUCCCUACACGGCGGACCACGACGAGUCCCUCUUCGGGCCGGCGAAUGAAGCGCAGAGUCGAUGGCGGAGGAAGCUGUUCGACACGCCCGGCGAACCGCACUACGGCAAAGAACACCUGCUCGUGGAACUCUUCGGCGCGGAUCACGGGUGGAAGGGAACCGGGGUGGGCAAGGCGUUGUUGGGGGAAGCGUGUGGAGUGGCGGAUCGAGAGGGGUGGGUGAUGUUAGUGGAAGCGAAUGGCAGUGCGAGGGGGUUUUAUGAGAAGUUCGGGUUUGAGGAGGUUGCGAGGGAGAAGAUGCCGAGUGGGGAGAUGGAGUAUUGGGAGUUUCUGUUGGUGAGGGAGGUGGGUGGCGGUGGUGGUGGGGGGGUGUAG